This is a messenger RNA of Salvia hispanica, 519 nucleotides long. NCBI's taxonomy places the organism in Eukaryota, Viridiplantae, Streptophyta, Magnoliopsida, Lamiales, Lamiaceae. The record is from RefSeq and is a predicted model, not a curated record.
AUGGCAAAUCCUGGUUCUGUUCAUUGGGAGGCUUUGAAGUGGCUUCUAAGAUAUCUUAAGCACACUGCCAAGUAUGGGCUGUGUUACUCUAAAUGUGAUGAUGGUGUUUUACUAACUAGUUUUGUGGAUUCCAACUAUGCUAAUGACAGAGAUAAGAGGAAGUCAACUACCUCCUAUGUGUUCACUGUUUGCAGGUCAUGUGUUAGUUGGAAAUCACAGCUGCAACAUAUUGUGGCCUUGUCUACUACUGAGUCAGAAUAUAUUGCUAUCACUGAGGCAAUGAAAGAAGCUGUUUGGUUAAAGGGAGUUCUCUCUGAACUUAAGUUUGUGAAUGAAACUCCUACUGUGUUUUCUGAUUCUCAAUCUGCUAUUCAGUUGUGUAAAAACCCUGUGCACACUGACAAAAACCCUGCUGAUAUGGGGACUAAAUGCUUGCCUGUUGAUAAAUUGCUCACUUGCAUUAGGAUUUUGCAUUUUGAUUGUGGAUCUAACCUUGUGGGCUAUGAUGAAAAUGCCUAA